AUCCAGCCCCGCCCCGCGCUCUCUCGCUCUCGCAGCCGCUCCUGAGGAUCACCCGCCGGGAUCAGACUCGGGAGAGGCGACGAUGGCGGCGGCAGCAGCUGACAGAGGUGUCCGGGGGAGCGCUCUCCCUCCGGACCCGGACACCGCCGCAGGCUCCGGGGCUGCGGGGGAGCAGGACGGCCGCGUCCCGGUGCCGAUGAACUUGUUUGCGACCUGGGAGAUCGACCGGUCCUCCCCGAGCUGCGUGCCCAGGUAAGAGGAUUAAUGUCCGGGGAGAGGAGUCAGAGGAGCUGCCCACUGCGAUCACGGACCUCCACCGUCAAACAUCCCGAAAUUCAUUUUUUAUUUCCGUGACAUGAUGAGGGAGAGCAGCGUGACUGUUACAUCACCCAGCCUGAACUACGAUGGUUAUUAUUAUUAUUAUAGUUUUAUUUAUCAUCCAUGUCCUUCUGUGUUUCUGUGAUCAGCCUGGUUACAGAUUAAAAACAGUCAGAUCAGUCUGGAGGGUCUGGGGGUUUGGGGGCAACAGGAUAAAUGAGCAAAAAUCAGAGUGAGCAGGAUUUUAUCAUCCAUUUUACUCAGCUGUAGUCAGCUACUUCUACUACUAUCUACUACUGACUUACUACUAGUCAGCCCCAUGAAAACUCAUCACAACCAUCAGCUCUAGUCUAUAUAUAUUCUUGUAUUUUUCAUGAGUCUGGGGGUCAAAAGGUCUUGGACCACGUCUGGAUUAAUACUGGAGUCUGUUUGGGUCCUGGAUGUUUGUGUAAAUGUGAAAACACAGAAUCAUUUCCCCCUUUAUUCUACAGCCGUGUUCAGAUCAAACAGUUCAGUCUAGUUUGGUACAAAUUUAUGUUGCAGCCAAAAGUUGGGAAGUGACCGAGAUAACAGAUCCAUACUGGCCAUUGAUUGGUUGAUUCAUCACGUUUACAUCCAUAGUUCAAUGCUCAGUUAAGCGAUUUAACUGGACUGUUGUCCUUUCCCAGUCUGCUGGCACCAGGCAAGAAUCUGCUGACUGUAGUGUGUCCUUCGCCACACCAGGGCGACGUUCACCCUGCAGGUCAAUUCUGAUGUUUUAACCAUCUGUGACUCAUAUCUGAUGUUUUCAUCUAAGUGUGAACAGGUCAGUUCUGAUUGGUUCUGAUCCGACCCAGGCCUCUUCUGUAUGUGGAUAUAAAUCAGAUAUGUAUCUGAUGUGACUGCAGUGUGGACGCUCAGGUCGCGUUCAUCCGACCUUUACGUCAUCAAUAUGAGACAAACGUCACCAUUGUUCGACGACACAAACAGGCGCAAAAAGCAGUUUGUGUUUUGUUGCAUGUGGGUCACUUCACAGAUGCAUUCGUUGUUGUAACGUGAACAACCGCACAAAAAGAUCGGAUUGAACAAAAAUUCCGAACUGUGCAUCAGAACCUGCAGUGUGAACGUCGCCUCGGUGGCGAUAUGCCUCCUUCCGCCUCGUGACUAUCGUGCCGUCUCCUGGUUAACCAGUACAUUACAUGCCAAAACAAUCGACACACCAAACAAUGCAAACACCAAUAAAGGUUAUAAGUUUGUUAUUGUUUGUAGCACAAGCUAACAUUAACGAAGUAAUAUUAAUCAAAGCUAACAUUCUGUAUGUACGAUGGAGUUAUGUAAGAUUUCUUUAGUCGUUUUCUUACUAGAAUAAAUUCGCCGUGUUAAAGUCAUAAAGUUAUCGUGGAUGACUCCUUUCUGGGAUUCUCUUUUUACAUUUAUUUUUAAUGAUUUUUAACGACACAGUUUCUGACUAUCAGAGUUGAUUUGAUUCAUUUGUGGGUUCGAGCUGCUUUUAGUUUUAAUUUUUCUAAUUUUGACAUCAAACGGAAAGGAAAAGCAACAUUCAAACAUUUAAACGCUAGUCAGCAUGUGUCGCUGAUGUGAAGACAGAUGAACUACGACUCCCAUGAUGCUUAGAGAGCGCAGCCAGCACUGUAAUCUGACCUCCACUUCACGUGAAUUAGCAGCUUCAUUACUCUGCAGUGGGAUUAAGAGCACAGACACUAACCCAGACAUGACGUCACUGAUGACGCCACAACACAGCAGCCAAUCAGAACACGACAUUAACAGUGACCACAUUCAAUAAAAGGCUAAAUGACAUGAACGUGGACCAUCAUCAUUAAAAAAAUGAAGAAAAUAAAAAACAUCUUUUCCCUCUGACCUCCCCACCUGUCUGCUACCAUGGAGAUUAUUCAACCAUGUGGGGGUUAAGGAGCUCGUCCAAUCAGAGUUAAUCUUCUUAAUGACUCAGUAAACACUACACAACCUGUUUGAGCCCACAGAGAUCACAGCGGGGUGAGAAAUCCAUUAAGAGUGAAGCAUCCAAAUGUUUUAUAUAUAUCUCUUAUUCUUGAUCAUUUCAAUGUUUUUAUUACUUUGAGCACAAACGUUCCACAUGGAUCCAGUUUACAACCACAGCAGUUAAUCUAGUCUCACUCCAUUUAUUAUUAUUAUUAUUAUUAUUAUUAUUGUUAUUACCUUAUAUUCAGACCUUUGAUAUAGUCGGCUUUUAAUCAAUAUUUCAAAAACUUUUGCUUUUUGGUGAACCUGUUUUACUACCUGUUUUAAAUUAUCUUGUAUUUAAAAUCUAACUACAAUUUAUCUACCACAAUUGAUGCAGCUAAAUAUUGUAAUUAAGUAAUAACAUAUUAUUAUUAUUAUUAUUUUUAUUAUUUUUUUUAUUAUUAUUAUUAUUAUUAUUAUUAUUAUUAUUAUUAUUAUAGCAGUGAAGUUAAUUGUUGAGAAAAACUCCCAGAAUGCUGUCCGACUUCUGCGUUCCCCUGCUGGCCUCGCUCAGGUGAGGAGCGGGCAUUAGCAGGUAUUAAGGUUAGUGUUAGCCUCGCUCUUGGCUGACAGGAAGUUAAAAUGGAUGAGUCACAGCGUGAUCCUUCAAUAAUGAGAUCUCUGGAGGGACAGGUCACCAGUCUGAGAACUCGCUGGUGUGAAGUCAUGUGACUCUGAGAAAAGGAUUUAUCAGGUGGGAGCAGAGAGACCGAUCGUCUGUGAUUUCUGACUUUUCUUGAAAGUAACGGCAGCAGGUCAAAGUUUUCUCAAGGUGUCACUAAAGGUGACAUAAUUUUAAAGAAAGAAAGAAAACAACAACAAAUAACUUUCAGAUUUUAUCACUGUCUUUCGUAUUCCCUUUGUAAGGGAAGCUGUGAAUUCCUGAAAGAAGACAAGGCCUAAAACAGUCUGAGUCUAUUCUAGUCUGAGCCUAUAACAGUCUGAGCCUAAAACAGUCUGGGCAAUGAUGGUUCUGAUCUGGGCCUAAAACAGUCCGAGCCUAAAACAGUCUGAGCCUAUACUAGUCUAAGUCUAUACUAGUCUGAGUCUAUAACAGUCUGAGCCUAAAACAGUCUGAGUCUAUUCUAGUCCGAGCCUAAAACAGUCUGAGUCUAUACUAGUCUGAGUCUAUACUAGUCUGAGCCUAAAACAGUCUGAGUCUAUACUAGUCUAAGUCUAUACUAGUCUGAGCCUAUAACAGUCCGAGCCUAAAACAGUCUGAGCCUAUACUAGUCUGAGCCUAUAACAGUCCGAGCCUAAAACAGUCUGAGUCUAUACUAGUCUGAGUCUAUACUAGUCUGAGCCUAAAACAGUCUGAGUCUAUACUAGUCUGAGCCUAUAACAGUCCGAGCCUAAAACAGUCUGAGCCUAUACUAGUCUGAGUCUAUAACGGUCUGAGCCCAAAACAGUCUGAGUCUAUAGUAGUCUAAGUCUAUUCUAGUCUGAGCCUAUAACAGUCUGAGCCUAUAACAGUCUGAGUCUAUACUAGUCUGAGUCUAUACUAGUCUAAGUCUAUAACAGUCUGAGUCUAUACUAGUCUGAGUCUAUACUAGUCUGAGUCUAUACUAGUCUGAGUCUAUACUAGUCUGAGUCUAUACUAGUCUGAGUCUAUACUAGUCUGAGUCUAUACUAGUCUGAGCCUAUAACAGUCUGAGUCUAUACUAGUCUAAGUCUAUACUAGUCUGAGUCUAUACUAGUCUGAGUCUAUAUUAGUCUGAGUCUAUACUAGUCUAAGUCUAUACUAGUCUGAGUCUAUACUAGUCUAAGUCUAUCCUAGUCUGAGUCUAUACUAGUCUGAGGUUGUUCACUUUUUGGACCCUGACUUUCAAAUUAAAGGACAGAGGCCUGAACACUGGAGGCUCCACCUGUGGAGACCUACUGAACCUCCAGCUCGUCUGAAUGUUCUCACACUCUGUGACCUUCAGUCGUGUCAGUCCAUCAAGAUCUCUGAUGGUCAGAAGAAGGACUUCAGUCCUGUCCUCGGUUUGUUAAAAAGACUCUCAGGUCCUCCGAUCAAAGAUCCAGAGUUCCCACAGUCGGGUGUGUUUUCUGUUUUCUGUCUCCAGGCUGUGCAGUCUGACUCUGAAGAGGCUGAUGGUUCUGAGGGAGCUCGAUCGAGAGCUCAGCUCUGUCGUCAUCGCUGUGAAGAUCCAGGUGAGGACCUUUUCUCACCUGUCUGUCAAACACUGAGCAGACUGUCUGUUUGAUCCGGUUCCUGCUGUCCUCCUUUCAGACAGACCUAAAGCUUAUCUAACACCUCAGACAGCAUGACUGUGAUCUGAUCUGAUGUGUGUUUGUCUCGGCGUCUCUCAGGGCUCCAAGCGGACUCUGAGAUCGAAUGAGUACCUCCUUCCUCCGGACGGUCUGAUGGAGACAGACCUGGAACUCACCUUCUCCCUGCAGGUCUCACAGAUGAAAUUCACUCUUUACAAAAUCCUCUCUCGUGUCCAUCAGUCGUCCGCUCUGCACGUCAUCAGCAGGACUCCAUCAUGUCCUCAUUGAAGCCGAUGUUGGUCUCUGUCUUGUCUUCUAGUACCCUCACUUCUUGAAGAGGGACGUCAACUGUCUUCACGUGAUGCUGCAGAGGAGGAAGAGGUACAAGAACAGAACCAUCCUGGGCUACAAGACGCUGGCGGUGGGAGUCAUCAACAUGGCCGAGGUAUGUGUGGAUCAGCAGAGUCUCAGCUGUCUCUGUGAAGUCUCAGUUUCAUUGUAAACAGUGAGUAACAAGGCGGCUUCACUGUUGCUAAAUGAAGCUGUAUAAACCUGGUGGGUCCCAGUUUCACUGUAAAUACCAAGUUACGCAGAAUCUUCAGAGGGAUCGAAUGGGUCCAGGUUUCUUUGUAAAUAUCAGUUUACUCCGAGGUUUCACCCUACCUCCCAAUUCUUCUGUCUGUGGUGAGUCUCAGUUUCAUUGUAAACAGUGAGUAACAAGGCGGCUUUACUCUAGCCAAAUGAAGCUGUAUAAACCUGAUGAGUCCCAGUUUCACUGUAAAGAGUAAGACAAACAGACUUGAGUCUGGUGUGGUACAAAACUUGAUAUUUAGGUUUCACUGUUAAUUGUCAGCUUCAUAGGGGAUUCGUUUUGCCCUAAGGUAAACAGUUUGUGAGUCCCAGUUUCACUGUAAAUAGUAAGUUUGGCAGAAUCUUCAUGUUUCUUUAACCUAGCAGUCAGAUCGAUUGGGUCCAGGUUUCUUUGUAAAUAUCAGUUUCCUCAGAUGUUUCACCCUACCUCCUAAUCCUUCUGUCUGUGGUGAGUCUCAGUUUCACUGUAAAUAGUUCCUCAGCGGCUUCACUCUGGCUUCCUCCAGCAGUAUGACCCUGAAACAGAAGCUGAUGUUCUGUGAUUUCCUCUCAUAAACGAGUCUUCAGUUUGCUGAAAUAACAACAUCAUGAUUCAGAUCAGUCAAAGGUCAAAGGCCAAGCUUUGUGGGCUCUGGGGUCAGGUCUAGAGUCGGCAGAUGAGUGUCUCAGUAUAGAUGUUUGAUCUAGAAGACACCAUCAUGCAGAAAUCCUCCUCAGAUGACCUGUUGGAGCUGGGCUGUCUUUGGUAGAUCGUGGUCGUCUCGCUCAGACAUGGACAGAAUCAUUGAGAACAAACUUCUAAACCGUCUCUGUGUGGGUGGAUCUGUGGGUGUGUCUGUGUGUCUGUGUGUGUAUCUGUGUGUCUGUGUGUGUCCCGUCUCAGGUGCUGCAGCAUCCAACAGACAGAGCCCACAUCCUUGGUCUCCAUAGCAACCUGAAGGAUGCCUCGCUGCGCGCGGCAGAGCUGAGCGUCCUCUCUCUCUCUAGCCAGCCUAUCGAGCAGGAGGACACAAGCGGUCACCAUGGCAACAAGACCAAGGCCUCAGGUAGAUGAACAACGAAGAUGACCUUCUGUUUGUUUGAGAGCAUCAGGUGCUCGUUACACGCUGGCUCCUGAUUGGUCCAAAACAAGCACACAUGAGCUCCUUGGACAUUCGACUUGAUGAAAAACAGCGUGUUUGUUCUCGGCUGUUUCCUCCGAACGCCGACACGGGAGACGAGCGAGAGACACAAAACAGCCGCAGAGAGACACAGACACUUUAAACCAACGUGGCUCUGAUAAUCUGUCUGAGAUUAUUACCAGGUUUAAGAUCGUUUCAGAUGAAAUCAUUGAAGGUUCUUUUGAAGGUCAUCAAAAACACACUCAGAUAAUCCAGAGAGAUUUAAAAUCAACCUAAAAUGAUUUAAAUUCACACAAAACACUCAGAUUAUUCCAAACUCCUCUGGAUUAUUUCAGGUCGAUUUAGAUUAUCUAAUUUUUUCAGAUAAUUUGAGAUUAGCUCUGAUUAUUUUAGGUCAUUUCUAGAUAUUUCUGAGUGUUUCAGAUUAUUUAAAAUCAUUUCAGGUUUAAAUCAGUUCAGGUUGUUUGGAUUAAAACAAACAUUUCAGAUUAUUUCUAAUAAUUUCAGGGUGUUUUGAGUUAUUUGAAGUCAUGUCAGUUUUUUAAAUUUAAUUAGAAUAAUUCCAGAUUAUCAUAGAUUGAUUCGCACUGUGUCAGAUUAUGUUUUUUUUCAGCUAAUUCAGAUUAUGAUGGAUUAUGUCUAAUUAUUUCAGAUCUGAUCAUAUUAUUUUAAAUCAUUUUAGAUUUUUAAAUGAAGUUAUUUCAGUUUUUAUGAGGUUCCUUCAGAUUAUUUCAGAUUAUUUUCUCUUUAAUUUAGUUUUAGAUGAAUUUAUGUUGAGUUUUGAUGGUUAACAUCAGCAGCCGUUCAUUAUUGACCACAGUUCAUGUGUCGUGUGUCUUUAUCAGAUCGCUCACAUGACAUGGAAAACUACUCAGAGGACGAUGACGACAGCUUCUCGUCUGAGCAGGAGGGAAGUGACGACGCCGUCCAGCCUCAGGUGAUUGAUCAGCUGACUUCACACACCUUAAUACAGUAUCAGAUCAUGAUCUCUAUGACGUCCUCGUCCCUUUAGGACAGAGAAAUCCACUCAUUCUUUCACACUCAGGAACUUUAGUCUGAAACUGUUGACCUGUUCGCUCACGCAGUCUCUCACUGAGUCCUGACCCUCCUCCAUUUUUCCUUCUGAGAGACUCCGCCCCUCUUAACUUCUGUCUUAGACCUCAUCGAGUUACUGACCUGUUGGACAUUCACCUGGUUAAUUGGAGAUGUUCCCACAGCUGUUACUCAGUUAUUCACCUGUCUGGUUGUUCCUCUAACAUCUUUUUUAAAGGUCUUCUUCUUUUCCAGGACAUCUAUGAUGAUGACGAAGAUGUCCAGAGGAAGACGAAGAAGUUUCACAGGAAAAUGAUCCGAGCCACCUCUCUGACCCAGGUGAGCGGUUUUCCCAUCAGCCUUUGUUCUAUGGGUCGUCUCCUGUAUUUGUCAGGACAGAUGUUGUUUUUAGUCUCCUGAGGUCAAACACUGAGGGUCAACGCUGAAUUCAUUCUGAUUGAUUGAAUUUAUUUGUUUUGAACAUGUUUCCAAAGAAAUAAAAUAAAUAGAAAGAUGCCAAUAAAUGAAGUAAUGAUCCACCGUCAGUGUUUGAAUAAUAACUUUAAUGUGGAGAGACGAUGUUUUUGUGACUCUCUCACUUGUUUUCUCUUUUUGCAGCAGCCGAACUUCAAACAGAAGUUUGUCGCUCUGCUGAGAAGAUUUAAAGUCACCGAUGAGGUUUGUACUCAGCCUUCAAUUCCCAGCAAUGUGUCAGAGUCUAAACCUGCAUUCUCUCUAAAGUCCAGCAGGGGGCAGCUGUCAGCUGGCUGAAGUCAAAAGUAUAGGGUAGCUUUAACUGUUUCCAGUGUCACGACUGACAGCCUGAUCACACUGAAGAGCUUCUCUGUCGCCACCUGCUGGUGAUUUUGUGUCCUCCAGGUCCUGGACUCGGAGCAGGUGGGUCAGAGUCAGGAGGUGGAGGAGGACCUGGAUCUCCUCUAUGACAGUCUGGAGGUUUACAACCAGAGCGACAGCGGCCCUGAGCUGGACGAUAACGACAGCAUCGUGAGCACGCCCAAACCCAAACUCAGGUCGGACAUACACACACACACACACACACACACACACAUGUUACCACAGUCUAGAAUAUACAGGAAAAGUGUCUCUAAUUGACCAAAACUUAAAGGAAAUAUUUACGAUAAAAUAGAAAGUUUCUAAUUAUUGAGAAAAAAGUCGUAAAUUUGAUCAGAUAAAAUCGUAAAUUUGCAAUAAAAAAAUUAAAUUUACAUCUAUUGUAAUUUUCAGACAUUUAAGUUUGUAUUUUAAUGCACAAAAAGAUGUUUUAUUUUACGGUUUAGUCGAUUUUUUUUAAAUGUUCAUAUUAAAAAGAAAAAAAAAUAUAUUUUACAAAAAAAGGAUAAAAGUUGUAAAUGUAAGAAAUUAAACCGUCAAUAAAUGACGUGAAAGUGGUAAAUUUACACAAACAACAACAACAUUAUCACAAGAACAAAGUUUCAAAUUUAUUCAUAAAAUGUGUAAAUGUGUUUUUAAUUUUAUAGAUUCAUCACAAAUAGAAGUUAAAAUAUCUGAUAUAUCAGAGAAAAAGGAUCAAAUUUCAAGAAAUACAAAGUUCAAUAAGGGACCAAAGACGUUCGUUUAUGACAAUCAAGUUUUAAAUUUAAUAUCUGAAGUUGUUUAUUUUUGGAAAAACUGACAAACUUUGAGGAAAAGUGAUUCUAACAGGAAAAAGGUGUUAAAGGAAAGUUUGAGCAGAAAUGAGAUUGAAGUCGUUGCUGAACUAACAUGUGGAGUUCUCAGAGGACGACACUCUGAACAUUCUGAGUCUUUUCUCAAAAACACAUUUAUUCUCCUUAUUCUCAUAAACCCGUUCUUUGUCUAACUCUUCUCUUGAAAUCGUUUCUGUCUCCAUAAAGCGGCUCCUCCGCUCUUCGCCCUGAAAUGAAGGUUUUUUUGGUUGAUUUCAGAUGAAGUUCUGGUGUGAAAAGCCGCUCUUGUCCCGGUUGUAACUGUGAAGUCUCUCGUCUCUGUGCUGUGAAUCUUUCUUCAGGCCGUUCUUCGAGGAGAGCUCUCAGACUGAGACCAGGAGUGACAACAGUCAGAACCAGCAGAGGGAACAAAACGCCGCUGUGAGUAAAACCGCCGAACGCUCCGAAUCUGUGCGACUGAAAACAGACGAGACCGAACAGGAGGACAGCAGAAACAACAUGACAGGAGGAAGAAAAUCUGUCCAGGACUCAUAUUUAUAACUGAUGUCGGAGGCAUGGAGAGAUGUGUCUGCUGUCUCACUCUGCUGCCCUCUAGAGGCCACUCUUUCUAACGGCGUCUCUCUGUUUGGACUCUCAGGCUGCAGAGCUGCUGUCUCCUGGAGGUCAGGGGCCUCAUUUCCCCGAGGAGUCCAGAGGAGACGAGGCCGGCCCCGGGGUGAGACUGAAAACUCACCUUCAAACGGUCUUCAGAUGUUUCUGGAGUCUCCAAAUAAAGACUCUUCAUUUUUCUCUCCGCAGGAAGUGGAGGAGGAUGUUGCCAUGGGAGCAGAUGCAGGACCAGCUGCCAAACUCUGCAAAACAGAGUCUCAAACACACAUUUCACCCAGGUACACACACACACACACACACACACACACACACACACACACACACACACACACACAUAUUUCACCCAGGUACACACACACACACACACACACACACACACACAUACAUACACACACACACACACACACAGUCACCUGAGUGCAGCGUUGGACAGGGAGUCAGCUGUCUGUCUGUCUGUCUGUCUGUCUGUGUGUCCCUCUGCAGUAAGACAGGUAGUCAGCUGUCCCGCCAUCACUGGAGCGGCUCCAUGAAGGACAGACAGAACUCCAGAGGGACAGACCGGACCAGCAGUGUGGAGAGUGAGACGUCUUAUGACUACAGGAUACCUCCUCCACAGGUGAGUGAGACAGACACGGGAGUUCCUCAGUCAGAGGAGGAACAUCCAAACACCUGGUCCUGGUCCUGGUCCUGGUCCCGGUCCUGGUUUAGGUUCAGGUGUCUGAUGUGUGUUUGUGAUUCAUCAGGUUGCGAGGAAGUCUGUCCUGGAUCAGCUGAACCACAUCCUGUUCUCUGACGAUCAGAUCCCUGAUUCCAUCAUCCUGAUCAACACCACAGACUGGCAGGGACAGGUCUUCAUAAACUUUAUUAUAUUAUAUACUUUAUUAUUUAUAAACUGAUCAUUUUGAUGAUCUCAUCGUUCAUAUCAUCAGUGUUAUUGUUAAUAAUUUACCCUCCCCCUCCCUCACCUCGGGUCUCUCUCUCUCUCUCUCUCUUCAGUACCUGUCGGAGCUUCUGUUCGAUCAGCCAAUCGUGUGCACCAUCUCAUCAGCUGACGUCCAGGUGGCCUUCAGCGCCAUCCUGAGCCGGAUUCAGAGAUUGUAAGAGUCAUGUGAUCAGUUCUUUACCUCAUCAGUGUGUGUAGCAGAUACACGUCUCCCUGCUGCAGACGGGAGUCACUCUGUAUUUACUGUAACCAUGGAAACAGAUGGAGGCCAUAUUGAUUUAACAUCCUUUAAUAUUCCUGAUGACACUGAGCAUGCUCAGUUUGACUCAGUUUUUUUUCUUUACCAAAGUAAGAAGACGCUGCAGCGUAAUUCAAACUCAUCUCAGACUGAACAUGUAGUAAAAUAGUUUUUGUUUUCAUGUCGCAGUCAGACCUGAAAUAUUCUGAAUUUAGACUUUUGGAAAAUGAGCGUGUUGUUAUGUCAGUGAUGAUAAAACAGUCCACUCUGUGCAUCGUCUUUAAAUCACAGAGAAAUGUUGUUUUAUGUCUCUGCUGUGCUGAAGGCUGGAUAUGUAAAGAACUGAAAAUACUGUAAAACUGAGACUCUUAGAAGACUGCUUUGGCAGAUUUGAGAGUCAGACUCGUUGAGGACAUAUAUAGUAAAACUGAGACUUAUAAAGAAUGAUACAGUAAAACUGAGACUCAUUAAAGACAGAUACAGUGAAACUGAGACUCAGUAAGAGAGAGAGACAGUAAAACUGAGACUUUUAAAAGACAAAUACAGUGAGGCUGACACUUAUUAAAGACAGUAACGUUAAAACUGAGACAUAUCAAAAACAGAUACAGUGAAACUGAGACUCUGUGGAGACAGAUAAAGCAGAUUUCAGACUCAGUGUAGAAAAAACUGUUAAACCCAGACAUGUUGGAGACAGAUACAGUAAAACUGGGACUUAGAGAUAGAUUCAGAGGAACUGAGAUGAAGUGAAUCAAAAACCCCAGAUUCUACACUUAAUGUAGAAAUAACAGUAAACAGAUGUGUUAGAGAGAGCUACAGCGAAACUGAGACUCCUGUAGAAACAUGAACACCUGCUCCUCAGCUGAAACAGACGGCUGUCAGACCCGGUUCAUAGAGGAGGAGCUGAUGGAGGGCGGAGUUAGUUUGACUGAAGGCUCAGUCAUCUCACUCAUCCAUUUCAUGUUCCCUCUAGCUGUAACUGUAACUCCCAGACCCCGCCCACAGUGAAGGUGGCGGUGGGCGGGGAUCAGAGCUACCUCAGCACCGCCCUCUGCUGCUUCGUCGAGCAGCUGGCCAGCAAGACACCUGAUUGGCUGAACUACCUCCGCUUCCUCAUCAUUCCAGUUGGUAAGCACACACUCAAACGCACACGCUUACACGACCCAUCCACAGAGCUGAACGUGAACCUUCCCAUGAUGCUCUUGUUCUUAUGACCUCACCAGGAGUCCACCCUCUUGCCAAGUACCUGGCUGCCCUGGAUAACAGAUUCAACAGCCUGUUCAUGGACGCCGGCUGGAGGGAACUAUUCGCACGGGUGGAGCCGCCUCCUCUCGGUACUUUCACCCCCUGAAGUUAGACGGAUAACAGAACAAACGUAGAAACUCUGUGACGUGUUCUUGUGUGUCGGUGUUUCCAUCAGACCCGGUUGGUGUUGCGGGUCGAGUGUCUCAGUACCUGAGUGGAGCGGCUGUUUCCCACCUGUGCCCAAUCUCAGAGGCCAUGCUCACCUGCAAACACAAGAGGUGAUUCACUUGUGCGAGUGAUUUUAUCCGACGCAGCAUUACUCUUCAGUUUUUGAGGUUUAUUAUCUCCUCUUCCUCUCCCCUGACGUUUGUCUAAAAGGUCCGAUCACCUUUCCUCCUCACACAGGACUCACUUUCUGCCUCUGAUAUCUUAGUAAUGUUUCAUCUGUACUAACGAUCCUGACAGCAGCUGAUCGUGGUGCUUUUGUAGGAAACAAGUAGGAGGUUUUUUUCCGGUUAUAUAACUCUUUGAAUCACACCUGAGCUGUCACAUGUUCUCCUCCGCUGCUCUUUGAGUCCAACAAAACUCUGAUUUUAUUUUCCAGCCCUGACGACGACUCCUGUCAGAAGUUUGUUCCUUUUAUCGGGGUAAGAAAUCCUGUCAGCUACUGAAUUAACUCCUUCAGCGAAUGUGACGCUUCGUAAGAGUCGAGAAAAAAACAUGUUUGUGACGAUUUCAGGAGUUCAUUGAAAAUAAAGUAACAAAACAUCUAUAAAUGUGUUGAAUUCUGCUUCAAGUUCAGACAUUUUAACAUGGGGCUCUAUGGAGACUGACUCACCUUAGGAAACAGCCUCUAGUGGUCACUACAGGAACUGCAGCAGCGUUUAUAUGACAGAAUAAGAAAACGUCUAAUGUUCUUCUGUUUUCAGCUGGUGAAGGUCGGCGUCGUGGAGCAGAACUUCCUGUCAACCUCAGGUAGAUCAAACUCACCUGGUACCUGUUAGGCUCCUCCCCUUAACAUCUGUUACCUGUUAGGCUCCUCCCCUUAACAUAUCUAACAGGACACAUUAUUGCUCUCUGUAGUUGACUCUGAUGACAUCAUACUGGGAUCUCCGCCCUCCCAGUCUGGACCAAUCAGCAUCACCUCCACACCCCCUCCCUCCCCCUCUAUCAGGUACUUCCUGUUCACAUCGCCCUUCAAAAUAAAAGCUGUUCCUCUCUGAUAAGAGCGAUGACUUUGUUCUUGUUCAUCUCUGAGCAGCUGUCCGACGGAGGUGAUGGGUCUGCAGGUGGACUACUGGAGCAGUCAAGGAGGAGGAGGAGGUGGAGGAGGUGGAGGAGAGAGGAGGAAGGAGGCGGGGAUGAAGAACACUCUGAAGAGUAACUUCAGGGCUCUGCAGGUGUCGAGGAUCAGCGGGGGCGAGCUGAUGAGCAUGACGGUGGUGACCAAAGAGAAGAACAAGAAAGGUGAGGAAGAGGAGGUCUGGAGGAGCGACGAUGAUGAUGAUGAUGGUGAAGGUGACACUGAUGGAGGUGUGCCUGUCAGUUAUGUUUCUCAGUAAGAAGACGAAGGAGAAGGAGGCGGAGUCCAGGAGUCAGGUGAUCGAAGGAAUCAGCCGCCUGAUCUGCACCUCCAAACACCAGCACACGCUGAGAGGUACGAGACGCAGACCGUCCUCCUGUUGUAGGCAAGACCGCACCGACAGAGACCGAGACAAGACAGAGACUAGACCGAGACCGAGACAAGACCGAGACCAACACAUGACCGAGACCAGAGAGGACAGAGAGGACCGAGACCGAGACAAGACCGAGACAUGACCGAGACCGAGACAAGACAGAGACCAAGACCGAGACCAGACAAGACCGGGACCAGAGAGAACCGAGACCAGAGAGGACCGAGACUGAGACAAGACCGAUUGAAAAUGUCUUCGAUUCCAAGACGACACCAAGACCCUCAAAAAAUGGCCGAUCUGGAGAACUCCAACACUGGACUGUCCUCAUGAAGGACCCUGAACCAUGACUGUAGAGUUAGUGAGCUCUGAUCCUGGGUCGACGGGGCGUUGGCAGCAGAGGUUAAAAUCUCUCCAGUUCUCAUGCUGUCACACUUUUCAGCCUCCUGGGAAAAACUUCUCCAGGGUGCUGGAAGGAGGAUCCAGCAGACGCCCCUCCAGAUUCUGGAUGGGGCAUUGGAGUUCUCCCGUCCAGUCCCCAUGUGUGGACUUGGAGAAGGCUUAUGAUUAUAGCUCCUGGGGUCUUGUAGGGGGGCGACACAGUGGUGUAGUGGUUAACACUGUCGCCUCACAGCAAGAAGGUCCUGGGUUUGAAUCCGGGUCAGGGUAUUUCUGUGUGGAGUUUGCAUGUUCUCCCUGUGUCUGUGUGGGUUUACUCCGGGUUCUCCUGUUUCCUCCCACAUCCCAAAAACUUGCAGUAGUGCAGUUAGGUUAACUGGCCACUCUCAAAUUACCCGUAGGUGUGAAUGUGAGCGUGGACGGUUGUUCGUCUCUGUAUGUCAGCCCUGAGAUGAACUGGCGACUUGUCCAGGGCGUCCCCUGCUUUCACCUGAAGAUGCUAACGGGAAUAAGUGGUAGAAAAUGGAUGGAAGGGUCUUGUAGGGUGUCCCUGCAGGAAUAUAGAGUCUGAACUGUGUCCAUGUACUCAGAGGUACAGAGUCAGACAGGUUCUCAGAGCCGUCCUCUCUAAUCCUGUUGAUAACUUUCACUGAAGGAUCUGAAGGUGGUCAUCAUGAGUCUGUGUGUUCAUGGAUCUGUGCUGUCUUCAGUCUCUAUAGACGGGGUCGAGUGGAACGAUGUUAAGUUUUUCCAGCUGGCAGCUCAGUGGCCGACACACGUCAAACACUUCCCUGUGGGGAUCUUCAGCUACAACAAACCCUGACCUUUGACCUGAAGGAGGAACGGAAACAAACUCUCUCUGCCUUUUUUCACUCACGUCCUGUUUCUACCAUGUACUGUAAGUUACUCUGAAUUAUUUAUAUGACUCACCCUGCUGAUAUUAAUGACUGUGAAUAUUUUAUUGUCUGAAGUUAUGAUGAUAAUGAUCAUUUUAAUACUCUCUCUCUAAGUCUGUUUCAUUGAUGUAGACCUGCUGCUGCUGUUGCCAUAGCAACAAUCCUGUAAGAUGUUCCCUGUAAGGUGACCAGAUGUGAACCGACUCUAAACUGUUGCUGCGUGUUCACAGAUUGACAGAUUUGGGGGGAUUACAUGAAGGUAAAAUCAAGAAACUACAAAAGUGAAAACAUGAAUUUACAGAUUUAAACACGAACACAACUUUGAAUGAAUUAUCAGAAAGACAGAAAACAUCUGAACUGGAGCUCAAGACUCGUGUGUUGGUCCUCAAACCAGACUGAAGCAGUUGAAAAAGCUGAUAUAAACAUGCCAGACCAGUAGGUGGCGAUAGUGUACUAUCAGUCUGUCAUGUCUGACACCUCAGAGGAACACAGUGUGUGUAUGAAGCGUCUUAUUGGACAGUAAAAAGUGUUCUUGUGUAAAAGUUUUGUCGUGAUUUUGAAGGUGUAAGCCAACAGUAAAAACAACAAUAACCUGCUGUCUGUGUUUUUAUAACACAGUUAAACCACUGCCACGCACAAGCAGAGGUCAGAGUUCAUUCUUCAGAGUCUCAGUAGCUGCUGCUGCUGUCUUCAGUUUUCUAUCAUGUCUGCAGACGUGUGGACGAGGCGUUAGUGGACGAGGCGUUAGUGGACGAGGCGUUAGUGGACUCUCUCUGAUCCAUCUGGGGUUGUUUCACAGACGUCUGUUUACCUGCUGCAGGAUGAACUCAUCCUGUGUAGACAGACAUAUUUUUGUCACCUGGUCUCUAAAAUCUGAAGAAAAGAGCAGCUUAAAGAAAACCCGACAUUUCCAAGACCAAGUCUGUCGACCGUGUCGUAUCGAGGACUCUGAGACACAGACCAACUCUCCUCCAGCUGCAGGGUCUGCCUACAGACGUGAACUCUCUUGUGUUUAAUGUAGUUUGUGUUUGCUGCUCACUGCUGCACAUCACUCUGCUCUAACCCUUUAUGCACAGUGACCAGUUUGGUAAAAUGUGUGUAAAACUUAUUGGAUGUUGGAAUCAAUAAACAAAACCUGAUAAAACGAAGAUCCGCUCUGUUUUCUGUCUUGGUGUAAAAUAUAAAAACCCGUCAUCGUUUUUUCGUCGUCGUCUUCAUCCUGGUCCGGGUCACGGGGGCAGCAGCUUCAGGAGGGAAGCCCAGACGGCGAGAGAUCUAAUCCCUCCACCUGGUCCUGGGCCGACCAUGAGGUCUCCUCCCGGUGGGACAUGUCUGGAACACCUCUAACGGGAGGCGUCCAGAAGGCGUCCUAACCAGAUGAGCAGCGGUUCUCCUCUGAGCUCCUCCCGAGUGUCCGAGCUCCUUACCCUAUCUCUAAGGCUGAGCCCGGACACCCUGAGGAGGAAACCCAUUUCAGCCGCUUGUAUCUGCGAUCUUGUUCUUUCGGUCAUUACCCAAAGUUCAUGACCAUAGGUGAGGAUCGGCACGUAGAUCGACCGGUAAAUCCAGAGUCUCUCCUUACGGCUCAGCUCUUUCUUCACCACCACUGAUCGGUUAAACGUCCGCAUCACUGCUGACGCCGCUCUGAUCCGCCUGUCGAUCUCCCGCUCCAUCCUACCCUCACUCCUGAACAAGAUCCUGAGAUACUUGAACUCCUCCACCUGAGACAGGACCGCCCCUCCGACCUGGAGAAGGUGAUCUACCUUUUUCCAACGGAGGGUAUACAACCUCAGCUCCAGAAAAGUUAAUAUGCUGCAUCAAACACACCGUGCAGCAGAGAAUUUAUGAUUAUUCAUGGAAAUGCAAUCAGACCCAAAGGCAGAGAAACUACCACGUCUGCAGAGCACAUAUAUGAGAUACACAAGAACUCUGAUUACAUUUCCAUGAAGGAAUGAUCAUAAAUGUUCCUCCUUGAGCUGCGAAACUCCCCCACAAACAAGCGGCUGCUGGAAGAGAGUAGGUGAGUUGUGUUUAGUCUCUUUGCUAAAGAAAUGAGUCAAAGUUAAAAAGAUGUUUGGUGUCUAGUACUAUGUCUGUGACCCUAUAUGUCCUGUUGAUGAAGUUAGGUGCUGUUCUGAGCAUUAUUUGUGGCUAUAGAGUGGCGUUUUGGUUGGGGGCGUGGCUCUCUGUAUUUCUAUCCUGCGGUCGUUACUAAAGUUGGUAUAACUAGAGAAGGAAGUGGUCGACAACAUUCAUCUCUGGAGGGGGGGUCUAACUCGGUGUUACGGUGGGUUUGACCCUAAAUUAAUUUAACGACAGAAUAUCCCUUUAAUGUUGAACAAUAUCUUCAAGUUAAGGAGCGACAAGAACUUUCAGGGAAGACCUUCAAAUUUCAAACCACAUUGUACAACAGCAUGGCUCUGUAGGAGAAGAGUCCUGCUGAGAAACUGGACUGAUGCGGUCCUGACUUGUAGGAAACAUUUGGAGCAUCAUGACACCAAAAAUAGGACCAAGGAGACCCUGAACUCUCAAAAUCCUCAAGAAACUGGUCUCCUGGUUUUUUAAUUAAAUGUAACUUUGAUAAUUGGUUGUAGUUUUAACAUCUUCAGAUGGAAACCGAUCGAUCAGAGAGGAGGGAUGUUCGAACAAACAGUCUGACACACUUCACUCAUGGACUUUAAUAUUUAGAGAAGAGACGCUGCUUCCUGUUUCCAUCAAAAUGACAUCAUUCCACAUUGUCCAAAGAGCCAAUCAGAUCACAGAGCAUCACGGCGGGUGUCUCUUCUUCCCAGUGUCCUCUAAGGUUGUGCGCUCACACACACACUGACACACAGACAUACACAGUAUAGAUGCUCUGCUGCAGCAGAGUCCAGGACUGAGUUCAGAGUCUUUGAGUUCAUGGUCUCAGAACAGCAAAGACCUUCAGUGGGUUAAAACACUAAAUAAACGAUAUUUCAAACGAAGUGCAGAUACUCAUUCAGGUGAAACUCCUGCUCCGUUCAGGGUUCAGAGGUCACGGUCCUCCUCCUGAAUGUUCGCUGACAAAGUUACAAAGGUAAAGGUACACCUGAAGGAACUGUGGUGGAUGUCCGUAAAUGACCGGGAGGUCUGAGAGGAUGAAGAGGGUCCAGUCUUGAGGUCACCCAACAGCCAGACAAGAUGCCAGAGUUUCAAAAAUGUUCCCGGUAAAUCUUUCGAGGUUUUUCAUGACGGUAAAGACGACAUGGAUCUACCAGAAACCCGUUAGAAGUGAAUCAGAGAUCCUGUGAAGUUAAUGAACCACCCAAACCCAAAACAGCUGAUCGGUGAACCGAUCCGAUGAUCCAAACACUGUUGAGUCUGUCUCACAGCUGUAACAGGUCCACCGUACAGGAACCUUCAGAGAUGAGAACUUUUAUUGUACAUCAUGUCCAGAAACUCGACUCCCAGACCUCGACAGAACGUUCGAUACCUGGAAAACUGAAGCUGGAAUCUUUUGAAGUCUGUGGACCACACCUAACUUCUAACAGCUACAGUGAAGUUACCAAUGAGACUGUUGACAGAAAAAUACUUCAGUCUGUUGGAAGUGAACGACUCAUGAGACCAUGAACUGCUGCUAACCAAACUUUGAACUACUACAUUGACCUCAUGAUGGGACCCUUUUAGUUCUCUGAAGAUCUCGGAGCAGGAACACACCUCUGCUGAUGAUGGUGUCCUCUGCACCAACGCUUCUUCUGAUACAACAGCAGUUCAAGACCUACAGGCGCCGACCUUCUUAUAUCCUGUUUAAUUUGGAUGUUUUAAAAUCCUGAAAAGUUGACUUUGAACAGCCGGGUCAUCUUAGUCUCUGAUGGUAAACCCACUAAAAUGUGAUCCUGAGCUGAUACCUGGGUAUCUGGGUCAACAACAAAGUUUAUUUAAUGCAAACAUCACUAAUCUAGUUCAAAAGCUCAAAGUUCAGGCUCGUCGUUUGUCCUCAGAAAUAAAUCCUACUUUACUUUCAGAGCUGAUAAACUUCCAUCUUUGUUUGGAGUUAUUUCUUAUCCCCGACUCACCGCUGUAAUCUUCAGGGUUCGGAGGGUUGGACUGUGUCAGUGACUCCCAGACAACAACACUAGUAUAAUUUUAUUCUUAAACCAACUCCAGUCAAACUACCAUCCUGCACAGGUCUGGGGAAAACGACCUUCUCCUAUAACACUCCUAUCACGCUCUUAUUUUGUUGGGUUCCAUUUCCUGUGUGGGCUGUUUGCUGUUUCCUUUUUCCCUCACAGCUCUGAGGUCGAUCACUCUCACCUGCAGCUGCUCUGUGAUAAAGUCGGCUGUAAGACUGUCGACACUCGCCUCAGCGCCAAAGUGUUGUCACUCCCUGCAGUGGACCUACGGCCGUCUUCAGAGCUCUCUAGUUAUUCUGGUGGAGGUCUGAAGAUGUUUGGUGCUCCUGUUUUUUAAUGACCCUUGUUUUUCUUUACUUCUUUUCCGGUGCCUCACUCCUCGCCUCACUCCUCGCCUCACUCCUCCCCACUAACCCAGCUCUCUCUCCAGGAAAUCACCCUCACAGCCUUUCACACCCCCCUGGAUCGUCUCACGGCUCUUGGACCUUGGAUACCUCCCUUCUUUGCACAAUUUCUCAAAAUAAAAUCUGUUAAAAGUUUCAACGAUAUGGUUUUGCAUUCUGGGUUCCGACCACAGACUGUAUAAACUAUGGACAACUUGGCUCCGCCUCCCGCCUGUUUAUGGAUUUGAAGCUAAAAAGUUCUCGGCGUUUCCGGGAUUUUUCUCCACUUCCUGAAACCAGCGCUGCGCAGGAGCGUUGUCUGACAGUAACUACAUGUCAACAUCACAACCAGGGGGGAGAAACAUUUAUAUUCUGAGUCAUUCAUUUAUAAAGUUUGUCCACAGCUCCAUAAGGAGGCGGGGUUUAUGACCUAUACUGCAGCCCGUCACCAGAGGGCGCUGUUCUCACAGAGAGGAGGCAGAUUCUGUCCAUUCUACAUACAGUCUAUGGUUCCAACACAUCAACUCACCACAUGAAAAGGAUUCAGAGACAUUUUCCCUGAACACAUUUAAGGAAAACCAGAGACCUGGUGACCGACGCUCAGGUUGUGACCUGGAGUAACUUUGUUCGGACUGUUUCCUUGACCCGGUCUCUCUUUGAAAAGAGAUGUUUGUUCUCCAUGGAUCUUCCUGGUUAAACAUUUUAGAAGAAUAUUUAUAACCUCUUCUGAACCCUUAAAAACCUCCUUCAGACCCCAAAAACGACAGGAAGUAAAACAUUGAAACCUUACAGAGAUAUUUCAGUGUUUUUGAAGUGACGUUGUAUGAGUUACAUGUCAUGACUCCAUGUGUCGGCCACAGUAGAUGUUGGUUCGUUCAGCCCUUCACAGAGAAACGGUCGACUGAGAGACUUGAUCCAAGAACUUCUUUUGUGUCCAAGUGUACUACGCUCCACAGAGAAGAAAAUCCAUUCGCAGUAUCUGCAGAUGCAAACCAACCUGCACAUCCACCGGCCAGCGUACUGGAAGACCGACUGGUGGCAUGUAACUCAUACUGAAACAUGUGUUGAAGGAGGAGAAGAAGGUCCUUUUUUACAGAGAAAACAUUAAAGUUAUUUACAGUUUGUUUGAAUUUUAGGGAAAUUAGAAAUACCAUUAAAAACCCAAGACUGUUAUUCAUGCUUACGGACCUUUCAGCACAUUAAAAAUCAGUUGGAACACAAAGAUUUCACAAACCCAACAGAGUCCCCCAGAACUUCAUCCACUGGUCUGAUCUUCUAGACCUCCUCCAAACCUUUAGACAGGAACAGAAAUUGAAGAAACCCGCCAGAUGAGACAGGAACCUUCUGGAACCUUGAGAAAUCCGUCAGAACUGUUUAAAAACCCUGUAGGAACCUUUACGGACCCACUGAACUAAGGCUGGGACCCACUAGAACGAGAUCUUUUAGAAGCCCGGUAUGUGGCAGUAGGCCUCCAGUGAGGAGAACACAAUGUACAUCAACCACAGGGUGAAGAACAGGCAUGUGGUGAGGAUUUUAGGGAUUCUGGGUCCACCCAGCUCUCCGCCAAUCUCUGGCCUGCGGCGGUAGAUCAGGACGGCGAUGCAGAUGAAGGCAAAGAUGGUGAAGAGUGUGACGGAGAAGGCCAGUGUGCCCGGAUCCACCUUGAACUGCUGUCCUUUGGACCAGUGGUAGAUGGCUGCGAUGGACCAGGCCACGCCAAUACCCAGAAAGACAUUC
Xyrichtys novacula (pearly razorfish) is the source of this 21131-nucleotide messenger RNA. NCBI's taxonomy places the organism in Eukaryota, Metazoa, Chordata, Actinopteri, Labriformes, Labridae. The record is from the annotation of a GenBank genome assembly.